AUGAGGAGACCUUUUACUAUGACAAUGGAAGAAGAAAGCGUCGCAUUGUUGCUACAGCAGCUCCAGGAGCUCCGUACAGAGAUGCGGACUCAGAAACAACAGCUCCAAGAAGAGAAUAACAGCUUACGGGCGGAACUACAGGCCGUACGGAACUCGCAACUGAGAAACCAUCCACCAGUUACCACUACAGUUACAUCCGCAACGCCCACCCCCUACGAACGAAGCUAUCCCCGUCCUCGUCACCCGGAUGUCGAACCCUUUACUGGAGAAGACCCUAAGGACUACCCUCCUUUCCAGAUGAACCUUCACAAGGCCUUUGGUGACCCUGACCGACAGAGAAAGGCUCUUGUACGAGUGAAUACAAUGAAGCAAGGGAAACGUGACUUUGAAGAGUUCUUGAAUGAAUUUGACGAAGAACUUCUUAAUGCUGGAGGGAUUAAUUGGGAUGAUAACCAGAAGAAGGCCUUGUUGGACACGGCAAUUAAUGUUGAGUUGCUAAAAGCCAUGGUUGGUAUUAGGCAGGAGGAUUCGUACGACAACUACUGUAAUCAACUGCGCGAAAUCAACCACAACCUCCAGAGAGUGGCCAGGCUUACACGAAAAGGAUCUCGCGCUGCUGUCCCCACGCAUGUCGCUCGUACAAGACCAGCAGGAGGCUCUGACCGGACCGGGACCCCUGAUCAAAUGGACUGGGAAGCCACCCAUGCUCAAAUUGCAGCCCUACAAAAGGAAGUCGCGGCCCUCCGUACGAAAGGGACCAGGACCCCAAGAAAAGCUAGUCAGGCGCCUGCAGAGGAGAAGCAAAAGAGGUUGUCUGAGGGCAAAUGCCUACGCUGCGGUGAUCCUGACCACUUUAUACAAGAGUGCCCUACAAAACCUACCAGGCGCCCUAGGCAGGUGGCCACAGUUCAGGAAGAACAAGACCAAAUGGAUGACUACAGCGAGAGCGAGUCGGAAAACGAAUAA
This is a messenger RNA of Aspergillus nidulans FGSC A4, 966 nucleotides long. Its product is annotated as zinc finger CCHC domain-containing protein. Gene Ontology annotation, molecular function: nucleic acid binding; zinc ion binding. NCBI's taxonomy places the organism in Eukaryota, Fungi, Ascomycota, Eurotiomycetes, Eurotiales, Aspergillaceae. The record is from RefSeq and is a predicted model, not a curated record. The transcript has 2 exons. Bases 1 to 966 code for a protein of 321 amino acids.